Trichobilharzia regenti is the source of this 996-nucleotide messenger RNA. NCBI's taxonomy places the organism in Eukaryota, Metazoa, Platyhelminthes, Trematoda, Strigeidida, Schistosomatidae. The record is from the annotation of a GenBank genome assembly.
AAAAGAUUGAAACGGCGAUAAACCACAAAAUGUCAAAUCAAACUGUGCAAUGUCCCCGUUUGAAAAAUUCAAGUCUAAGCCUCAGGCCAGGUAGCCUUUUCCACUUCUUCAUAUGGAUGAUAAUCGAUACACUGUUGAUGCUUCUAGUGACAGUGACUAUGGUUGUAAUGGUGAACACAAUUAAAGAACUUUCUGAUUGGCUUCAAGAGCACAGCUGGCUGACAGUUCUUCUUAUAUUACUUGGAGCACUUCCGGUCCUCAUUCUCGCACUGCUAAAACUACUCGGAUAUCGCCGCGACGUUGAUCACUUCCUCAUAGUAUUCAGUUUCGUACUAUGUUCGAUGGGUUUUGCAACCAGGUUAAAUGCUAUUGAUUGGGUGGUUGCUUUGGCAGCACUUGGUUCAACAGUUGCACUAACUGCAGUUGUAAUCAUUCUAGCUCUGUAUUUCCGAGAUUUAGAUUUUCGAAUAACCAUUACAUUUUUCUCACUUUUGUAUUCUUCGGUUCUGAUUGGACUUAUUUUGUUCAUUAUCGAAUUCACAUCACAGGGAACAAGCAAACAGAAGGCAUUCAAUAUUUCUACCGGGGUCUGCUUCAUACUCGCCAUGAUGCUAGUAAGUUCCUUGCAGUAUAUUCUUAGAUGAUCAGUGAGGUCCAUCCAGAUGUAACGUGUAAGGGUGGAUGUUCAACCGAUUACAUUAGUUAAUGGUCACGCUAAAUGAAGAAUUGAUAGAAGUUACAAUUUAUGGGCCGUUGAAUUAGGUCCCAGUGGAUAGGUGCUAUACGACCUUGUUUUCUGAACCGAAUGUCCUGGGUUCAAACCUAAGUUGAUGCUUACUGCCGAUAAUUAACAAACUAGAAUGAAGUAGCUGUCCAGUACCCCUACUUUUCUAUAAGUGAUCAACCCAUCGAAACAAACUUAAUCCUUACAAACCAAUCAAAGAAAAUGCAAUGAACCUAAUGAUUCAACUUACACGUAUUUACCAAUUCGCUCUU